AUGCACAGCGAAGGGGCCUCUUGUCUUUCAUCUCAGCUGCAGUCCCCCGUCAGGUGCAGGGGGCAGCAGCAGCUGCAGCAGCAGCAGCUGCAGCAGCAGCAGCAGCUGCAGCAGCAGAGGGCAUGUACUGCAGCAGCAGCGCAAGCGGCUCAGGCAGUGGGAGUUCGUCUGGGGCUAUCGGGAGUUUGCUGCAGCAGCAGCGCUUGCAGCAGCAGCUGCAGCAGCAACAGCUGCAGCAGCAGCUGCUGCAGCAGCUCGCGCUGGAUCAAGCAGGGGAUGCUGCAGGUGCACCUGUCUUCGCUGCCUUCUCUCAUGCGGCCAGAGGGGCCCCUGAAGGCCCCCGAAGCAGCAGCAGAAGCAGCAGCAACGGGGGGCCCCCACAGCAGGCUGCUGCUCGCAGCAAGAGGGAGGGAGCAGGGGCCCCUGGCCCUCACCCUGCCGCCGCACACCGACAGCAGCACGGGACGCAGUAGCAGCAACACCAGCAGCAGCAGCAACAGCAGCAGCAACAGUAACAGCAGCAGCAGCAGCAGCAGCAGCAGCAGCCACACAGCGAGCAGCAACAGCUUAAGUGAUGGCAGCACAAGCACGGCAGCGCCACAGGCAGCAGAAGGAGAAGCUGCAGAGACAGCGGAGGAGCGGCGGCGUGAGGAGACUGCAGCAGCAGCAGCAGCAGCAGCAGCAGCAGCGUCUGAAGCAGUUGCUGCUGAGCCGCAGCAGCAGGAGGAGCAGGGCGGAGCAGCAGCAGCAGCAGCUGCUGCUGCUGCUGCAGUUGCUGCUGCUGCAGUGGCCAGGGCGCGCCCGCGGGGGGCCCCGCAGCAGCAGCAGAAUGGCGGGGGCCCCCUCCCUGGGUUGCUAGCUGGUGCUCCUCUGUCUCCAGGGGAGAGCAGGUGUUUGUCUCCUCCUGCUGUUCUGAGUCCUUUGUUGGUGUGUGCUGCUGCUGCUGCUGCUGCGUCUGCUGCUGCUUCUGCUGCAGCAGAAGAGAGAAGCAAAGGGGGCGUGCGGCUGUCUCCAGUCCCUUGGGGUGCUGAGGAGGGCCCCCUUCCCUCUUCGGGGGAGACACUGCCGCGUAUCUAUGCAGAAGGAGAAGGCGGCGAAGCUGCUGCUGCUGCAGCAGCAGCAACAGCAGCAACAGCUGCUGCUGCAGCAACAACUCCAACAACAACUGCAACAGCAAUUGCAGCAGCAGCUGCAAUUGCAGCUGCAGCAGCAACUACAACUGCAACUGCAACAACAGCUAAAGCAGCAGCUGCAGCAGCAACUGCAGCAGCAACAGCAACAGCAGCAGCAACGAACAUCAACAACGCUGCUGCAGCUGCGGCUGCUGCCGCUUGA
This is a messenger RNA of Eimeria mitis, 1335 nucleotides long. RefSeq lists its product as uncharacterized. The record is from RefSeq and is a predicted model, not a curated record. Bases 1 to 1335 code for a protein of 444 amino acids. The transcript has 2 exons. Lineage: Eukaryota; Apicomplexa; Conoidasida; Eucoccidiorida; Eimeriidae.